Messenger RNA from Metarhizium acridum CQMa 102, 1989 nucleotides. RefSeq lists its product as uncharacterized. Gene Ontology annotation, molecular function: protein binding. The record is from RefSeq and is a predicted model, not a curated record. NCBI's taxonomy places the organism in Eukaryota, Fungi, Ascomycota, Sordariomycetes, Hypocreales, Clavicipitaceae.
AUGGACAGCUUCUCACCAGCUUCCCUCUACUCUCUCUGCUCUGCCAUGAUCCAACACGCAGCCUCCAGCACGGCCGAAGCCCAGAGCAUCCUUCAGUCAGCCCCGCAAAGCAAUCAAGUCGCCAGCCAAAUCGCCGCGCUGUCUGCGUCGUUCCACGCAGCCAGUGUCCAAGUCACCCACCUGGAGCACGCGCUUCAACAUGCGGCCGCAAUUUCCGUGCCGAUGCAGAGCCUCCUCACCGAGAACUUGACCUCGUGCAACUCGUUGGCUGCCAGACUACACAAGCAAAUGAUGCGGUUGCACCGAGAGAACCUGAAACAUGUAGAUGCUCGCUUCGUCGCGGCGCACCUCGCCGCCUUGACGGCGUACCAAGGCUUAUUCCAGCAUCUCUCACAAACAUUAUCCAUUCCUCAAAGAGACGCCCAAGACUCCGACCUGGCCGGUUUCAGUGCCCAGCAACUGAUUCAACAAGCAGCUAGUGCCUCGCAGGCGGCAUCCCAAACCACAGGUAUCCUGCUGGACGACAAGGCCGCACAAGGUUGUUGCAAGCCUUCAACAUGUAGCAAUCUCCCUCAUCGCCCAAAGAACCGAGACGUGCCACAAGAUGAGCCGCCUCCAUACGCGCCAACUGACCCUUGGUCGUCCGAUUCUCACCAAGUCCCGACGCCUCCGCAAACCGAGGCCGGUCCAUCCAGCGGCUUCUCCCUCGGGAGAACCCUAAAAGCGUUUGAGCAUUCCUUGAUGCCAAAGCCUGACCCGUUCGUGAACGCCCUCUGCCAGGCCGUUACAAGCGGCGACAUCCAGCAGGUAACGGGGCUCCUCUCACAGGGGAUCAACAUUGACGGCAGGGGAGAAGGGGGCAAGACGCCGCUGCAGUGUGCCAUCGUUGCAAACCAGCAACACGCCGCCGACGUCCUGCUCUCCGCCGGCGCCAACUACACGUCUGCCGGCGGCUGGGGGGGCCACGGCAUGCCGCCCAUGUUCCAGGCCGCCGCGGCCGGACGCGUCGGCAUCGCCAAGCUGAUCAUGGCCAGGGGCGGCGUCCAAGCCACGGAGAAGAGCAUAGCCGGCCAGCCAUACCUUGUCGACGUCGUCGGCAGCAACAACCUCGACGGCGUGCGGUUCCUCCUCGACCACGGCGCCAGCCCCAACUCGUCCAGCAUCUCGGGGAGACGCGUCCUCGUCCAGGCCGUCAGGCAGAGCAACCCCGCGCUCGUCGACCUCCUCAUCGAGUACGGCGCCGAGGUCAACACCCCCGACAUGACGGGCAGCUCCAUCCUCGCCGUGGCCGCGGACAAGGAGGACCUGCACAUGGUCCGGACGCUGCUCGACAACGGCGCCGACGUGGACGGCACAACCGUCUGCGGCGUAAGCGUGCUCGUGGACGCCAUCGCCCGAAGACGCCUGGACCUGGCUCGGGUGCUGCUCGACUACGGCGCCGACGGCAACAUGGACGACGUCUUGGGCCGGCCCAUCAUUCUCACCGUCGUCAAGAACCCCGGCAUCAGACCCGGCGACAAGGUCGACCUGGUUCGACGGCUCCUCGAGAAAGGCGCCUCCCCCAACGUCAAGGACACGGCGUGGGGUACACCCGCGCUUUGCUUCGCGCUCGAGUCCGGAACCCCCGACCUGGUCCGCCUUCUUCUCGAGCACGGCGCAGACACCGACGUGGUGACGAGCGCGGGCGAACCGCCGCUGAUGUGUGCCGUGGACAAGGGCAAAAUGGCAGAAGCGAGGAUGCUGCUGGAGCACGGGGCGGACGCAGACGGCGCCAAUAGGCAAGGCAAGACGCCCCUCAUGCAGGCCGUCGUCAGGCAGGACGUCCAACUCAUAAAGUUGUUGCUGGAGCACGGGGCCAAUGUCCAGGCCGCGGGAGCCGUGGGCAUGGCCAGCUUCGCGGGGGCGCUGCGUCGACCCGAUAUCUUGCACCUGUUGGGCGUGGGACCCGGGGGCACAAGUGCGGGAGCACCCCCAGACUACCAAACCUAA